UAGAGGACGUUGAUUGAGGGCACAAGCCGCCCAUGGAAGCGAGUCCAAAGUUGAGCACGAUCUUAGAGGCGGGCGGCGACCAUGGUAAACUUGAGGAGCUUCCGGAGCCAUACACCCACUACCUGGAUCGCAUUUCGUGCAAGGAAGGCUACAGAGCAGGAGUGUAUUGGACGUCCGGCGAUCAUUACUGCGGCGAAUGGCACGAAAACAAGCGUCAUGGCAAAGGCAUGCACACGUACCAGAACGGCAACAGAUACGAAGGAGAGUGGAAGAAUGGCAAGAAGGAUGGUCAUGGGACCUUCUGGAUCAAAUCGGGGAGGUACUACAUUCGAAAAUACAAGGGAAAAUGGAAGGAAAACCAAUACGGAGGGAAUGGGACAUACUUUGGACUGGGAGGAGAGCUCUACGUGGGCGAGUGGGAAAGAGGCAAGCGACACGGGAUGGGUGAGCAAACCUACCGGGAUUGGAGUCACAAGGGCGAGGCCAAGUAUCACAUGUACCACGGGAGAUGGGCUAAUGGGAAGCGUGAGGGCCAAGGCCACCUCGCCAUGUCUAACGGGAAUGUGUUUCAAGGAGAGUUCAAGAACGAUUGGAAGGAGGGCAUGGGUGUGUUCUACUUCAAGGAUAAGCAAUCGAAGUAUGAGGGGUUGUGGAGGAACGACAGUGCGGUGUCAGGGUUGUACUCUCGUAACAUGAAGCUGGGGCAGCCAGAAUUACCAUUUGUGAUGGUUCCUAGCUGCGAGGGGUUGAACAAGCAGUGCCUCAAGCUGGCUGCAUCUCAACCCCUUCCACAGCGCUACGACAAAACCACAAGGCGGACGGACCCUGCACUUUGCACUAGAAAAUUCUACAAUGUUCUGUACAAAUCUCCUCUUCUGGAUUGACAUCUACUGCACGUUAGAUGAUGGUAGCCGAAACUGGCUUGUGCUUAAAGCACCUUCGAAGAUGAUUGAAUGCGAGGCGACUGGAUGGUGAGGGGCAUCGAGUCUUUAAGAUAUAUCCACAACCUUGUGCCCUGGCUUGCCUGCCGCUGCUGCAGUCGCAGAAUUCCAAUCCCCAUCCAGAAGCUAUGGCUUGUUAAGAAUUAGAGCAAGUGCUGUAGUCACUCCAAACUGAGGAUUUGAUGGAAUUUUUCUUUUCAUUUAUUUAUUUAUUUAUUUUUGUUAUCUUAACCCUU
Molecule: messenger RNA, 1177 nt
Organism: Physcomitrium patens
Lineage: Eukaryota; Viridiplantae; Streptophyta; Bryopsida; Funariales; Funariaceae
Source: RefSeq, a predicted model, not a curated record